AUGUCCUGGCCGCAGAAUGAGUUCGACAAUGACCUCGGUGUUCUUAUCUUCCUGCGGAAGCUGGCGCAGUCUCCUCUUGUGCGCCGGUCCUUGCCGAACGCGGCCGCGAUCAUGUCUCAGUACUUUCAGUUCAAGCGGCAGCCGGGAGAGAGCAUCACGAACUUCCUUGUGCGGGAGACCUUGGGCUUUGAGGAGUUUAAUGAAGCGCUGGUACGCUUGAGAGAAGAGAGGCAAGGCAUUACGAUGGAUAAGCAGCUCUUCGGCCUGGAGACCCUCCUGAAGAAGGAGGAGGAGAAGGACGAUUGGUGGACCGAAGGUCCGUCGAAGCCUUGGUGGAAGCGUGGCUGGUAUGAUGGCGAGGAGGAAGACUAUCACUCCGAGCAGGCUGGGGCGGAACCUUCUACCCAGGAGGCACCUCUUGGUGGCUAUGAGCAGGAAGAGGCGGCCCACGCAGUGGGCAGCCCAAGUCGUGGACCACCGGAGGACCAGGGUGGUGAAGGCCAGACGCCACAGGAGGGCGGCUCACCGGCUUCGCGCCGUCUUGUUAGGGAGGUCGAGCGCUUCGCCCGGGGCAUCCAGACGGACGAUGAUACCUUCGACAGCUUCAUCCUGGACGUCCUUCGAGGCUGGAGGCUUCUUCAGGCUGCUAGUCUUUCCUUGGAGGAGCGACGUGAUGUGCUUUCUUCUACGGCCAAUCGGCUCGACUUUGAGUCUGUGUCCAAUGCUCUGCAGAUUCUGUGGGACGAGCAGCUCUCGGGCGCCAGGCGCCAGAGCAACAAUCUCAACUCCCAUGGGAAUCCGCAGGUCUACCACAUGGAGGAGCAGGGCGGCUACGAGGCACAAUGGGCCGAGCAGGGACAAUGGGAAGAAGAAGACUGGUACGAUGACCAGUGGGAUCAGUGGCAGUACUUUGGCGAGGCCGAAGAACCGUGGCAAGGUGACUGGCCCCAGGGGCCACCGGAGCCGGAUCCCGAUGCCUUCACGGCCGCAGAGCUGGAUGAUGGGCAAGUGCGUGAAGCACUUCAGGCAGAAAGGGCGGCCGAAGUCAUGGCGGCAGAGGCUGCGAUGACCUGGAAAAGGGCCCAACAGGCCACAGCGGCUGUGAGAAAGGAUCGUGGGUUUGGCGCGGCAGGAGCUUCAGCCUUUCGGGCCGCAAUGAGCACUGAUCAGUGCCACAAGUGCGGCUCCUAUGGUCACUUUGCCCGCGACUGCAAAGGUCCUGGAAAGGGCCGGCCCAAGGGUGCAAUGAUGGCGGACUAUGAGUACGAGCCGGCCGGCUAUGAUGCGAUCUACUUUGUGGGUGGCAAGGGCAAGAAGAAAGGCAAAUCGAAGAGCCACUUCGGCAUGAAUAAGGGACCGAUCUUCAAGGGCAAGGGCGGCAAGCAUCCCAAAACCUACCCGGGCGUGAAUGCAUAUGGCUUGGAGAUGCUUGGCUCUGAAGGGGCUACCGGGCAGAACUAUCAUGUGUCCUCGGAGAGGGACGCUAUUCCUCCUUCCUCCGGUCUUUUGGACUGUGGGGCAACAGCCUCUGCAGGUCCGGAGGCCAGUGUUCAGAGGCUCAUUGCAGCAGUCAUUGAGCAGGACUCCCAGGCGACGAUCACCAUCGAUCAAUCCCGUCGGCCAUACUUUCGCUAUGGGUCUGGGGCGUGGGGCAGGGCACAGUUUCAUGUCACUUUGAUGUCUCGUGUGAGUGGUCAGCAACUGCAGUUCGAGGUGUAUGCCCUACCAAACCCGCCUGAGUUUGUGGAGCCCUGGUUUAGGCCACACAUGUUGGUACCCAUUUUGGUAGGUAUGAGCCACAUUGGAAGCGGUGGAGCUGGGAUGAUCAUUGACUUUAAUGACGGUUCCUACUUGAAUGCAGCAGAUAUAUCUAAGUUGCGACAGCGUCCUCCCGAUGAUCCUCAGUACCUGACCUCCAACUCCAAAGGCCACUUCGUGCUCGACAUUGUCCAGUACCUCACUGGAGGCCAGGUCUGCAAGAAGGGGAAUUGUGCUGUGGUGGUAAAGCAACCGGUGUCUCUUUCUGGUAGUGGUUCUCGUUCCGCAGAUCAUGUGCCGGUGCCGGGUACAGACGAGGAUUUGCCCUUGCAGUUCAUGUUUCCACUUGUGCUAGAGGAGAAUGUGUUGACUUUGGCUGGUGCUGAGAACAUGAAUCCUGAGUUGCGGCGCACCUUCAUGCAGCAGAUGUUGAAGCGACACACUUGUAAAACCUCCUCGGCGGAAGCUUUCUCCAGCUCGAGGAUGAGCGGGCAGACUAGACCCUCUCCUCAGAUCGACAACUUCGCCCCCGCGAUCAACCAUGGCUCCCAAGACCAAGAGCAGCUCACUUCCGGUGCUCGACCCGUCGCGCAUGGUAGAAGCGGAUCCUCGAGAUCCCCGUGCCUUGCGGACGCAGUGGCGAUCGGCAACAACAAGUUCGCCCAAUGGAAGUCUUGCGCGGUUUGUUCGUACAGACUUUCCUACACGCCCAGAGAAGGCGCCCCCGGAUCCGACUCCAAGACGGAAAACUUCCCCACGGUGAGGCGAGCGCUUUCCAAGCUGUACGAAGACAUUGGGGAUGUGCAGCCGGAUGCCGAGAUGGUGCGUGUGGCCAUCGAGAUGGAGUAUGCAAAGAACCGCUACCACCAGUUGAUCCAGAAGUUCGACAAGAAGCGAGCGGUGGCGACAGUGCCACCCAAGGCGGUGAUCGAGGGCACGGCGCCUCUGGCUGCCACGACCCACAAGACCAAGGGCUACCUGGAGGAGAAUGCGACCCCGCCGGAGCUUCUGAAUCCGAAUCUGGCCAUCACCGAGCUCGUCGAUGACAAGUUGGUCGGUGACCGGGUCACCGGCGGCACAAUGAUGCCCAAGCGGGUGGCAAAGGGCAUCAUGCUCAUGGCGACGGUGCUUACCAAUCUCUACCGGAACGAGCUUCAGAACCUCAUCACGCCAACCGGCCAGCAUAGUGUUUGGGAGAUUGGUUGCAGUACUUCGUCUAUGUUGACCACCGCAUGCCUUGCCGAGGGCCUGCAGUCUUUCAGGGUCAACCAUGUGAACGGGUUAGAUCUGUACAAGGCGGAGACCUACGACAACCUGAGGCAGUUGUUUGACUACCACAAGCCCCGCCGCAUUCGGCUCACUCCUCGGAGCGAUCGGUGGCUACCUUGGAGCCAUCUCAACCACUUGACCUGGCAGGACCGCCAGACUUUGGAGAGCCGGCGGAGGCAUGAAAGGACCAUGCUGAAGCGCAUGGUCGACUUCUUGAUUUGGGCUCUACGGCGCAACUCCCUGUUGGAGAUCUUCUGGGAAUGGCCUGCUGAGAGCCUUGGUUGGAAGGAGCCGGUCAUGCAACAACUUGAGAAAGCAGUCUGGUUGCGCAAUAGGGAUUGGCUUCAGUGUCGUGUUGAUGGUUGCCGGUACGGCUUGCGCCUUGACAACAACGGGCCCUUUGUGAAAAAGCGAUGGACCAUCAGGACGACGUGCCCCAAGUUCCACUCCCUCUUCAAGACUAAGGUCUGUGUCCAGGAGCACAAGCACAUACCGGUGCCGGUGAUGGAAAGCCACGGUCGCCUGGAUUAUCCUUGGCGGUUUGUGAGUUCUGUUGCCAAAGCUUGGAAGGAUCAUUUGUUUCCUUUGCGCCAUUUUGGCGCCAAGAGCGUGCUCUACAACUUUGCCGGCGAGGAGGCAGAGGACAACUAUGAGCCUGAGGAUGAAGAGCCGGCAGCCGUGGACGAGGGUGCGAAGGAUGGACCUACGGACGAGGAGCGCAAGGCCUGGGAUCGAAAACUCCGUCGGUUCCACACGGCGGCCGGACAUCCCUCCAACAGCCAGUUGUCUCGGAUCAUCAAGGAGGCCGGCAAACCCAAGUGGAUGGUGGAGGCGGCAGCCAAGUUCAGCUGCCCACACUGCGAGUCGGCCGUUCCGGGAGGUAUGUCAUCCAAGCAGGUGCCCCCUUUGUCGACUAGGCCGAUUCCAGUGGCUUGGCAACAGGUGGUUUCAGAUGUGGGUGAGUGGACCAGCAUACCACAUAAGUGCAAGCUGAAGUUUGUUGUCUUUGUGGACGCGGCCACUAAACUUCGUGUGGCUGAGCCUUUGUUCCGGUGUGAGAUUUCCGAGAUGAAGACAGAGACUGGUUUGCAACUGGUGGAAGCUUUCUCCAAGCGCUGGUUGAGUGAUAAGCCCAAGCCCGAGAUCUUCAUCCCGGACAAUGCGAGGUCUUACACGUCAAAACACUUUCAAGACUUCUGCUCGAGUGUGAACAUUUGGUUGGCACCACCCGCGGAAGCGGAGGCCUGGGCACAUGGGUUGGCCGAGUCUGUCGUUCAGGAUGUGAAGGCGGUGAUGGAGCGCAUUCAGACCGGCGACGCCAGUCUUCUGCCGGAGACUUGUUUGGCCUUAGCAACGGGUGCCCUCAAUCAGACAUCCUUUGUCAAGGGGUACUCGUCUUACCAAUGGGCCUAUGGAAAGCAUUUCUCCUAUACCGACGAAGAUGAGAUCACCAUGUCCCAGGUGAGAGAUGAUGCACCCUUUGCCGAGUUCACCCGACUUCUAUCUCUACGUCACGAGGCAGAAAACAAGGCCCGCGAGGUGCGAGCUCAACGUGUCCUCUCAAAACUCAAGAACACGAUUCAACGACAACCUCUACGCACAUUUCAUCCUGUGGAUCUUGUAAAGGUUUGGAGGCGUGCUCUACCACAAGAACUUCAUCGAGGACGAGCUGGAGGCACUAAGAAAGCGGGACGUCAUCACUGGAUUGGUCCAGGACGUGUGGUGCUGCAGGAGACAAUCCCACAUCAGGCGGAGGAUGACCCACGCCGCCACAUCAUCUGGGUGGUCAUCGGCGGCAAGCUCUACCGAUGCUCGGCGCAUUCAGUCCGUCCGGUGACGGAACAGGAACGAGCAUGGCACCAUCUUCAGGUGGACGAGGAUCCUAGCCGCUGGAAGACUCUGAAAGACAUCAUCCCGACCAAGGAGUACACCGACUUGAGUGGACAACCUCCUCCUGGCGAUCUUCCUGAAGACGGCGAUCCUGAUCUACCUCGAGCUCCUGAUUCUGAGACCUGGGUGCCAUCGAAGCGUCUCAAGUGGAAGCAAGCUCCACCUGAUGCACAACUUCCUCAACCUGCGCCACCACCACCACCGGUCAAUGACUACGGGGUCCCAGAUGACUGUUUGGACUACGAGCCCAGCGAAUGCGAUGAUGGGCCAGAUGCUGGCCUCGGCACGGACUUCGGCAACUACGACUUCAGCUCGGACCCGGAGAUGCCUGGCACUGGUGAGAAGCGUGACGCUCCACCGGGUGCGGAGUCCUCCUCAACAAAGAAGCCGAGAGCCAGCGAGACUGAGGAUGAGCUGACGCUACACACGGCCCUUCAGGAGAGCGAGCAUGCCUAUGUGAUGGAGUUUGACCUCAAUCUGGCGUCACACCGCCAACUCAAGAAGUUCGUAAGGUCACCUUCAGCGUAUCUGGUGGGGAAGAUGCGCGAUUGUGAAGUCCGUUGGGAGAAACUCUCACCCCACCAUCGCACCUUGUUCUCCCGAGCGAAGACCAAGGAGGUGACCAGCUUCAUCCAGCAGGCUGCGGUUCGAAAGUGUCUUGACUUGGCGGAGGAGAAGGAGGCCAGAGACAGCGGCAGGAUAAUGCGCUGCCGUUGGGUGCUCACCUGGAAGGCGAUACCAGCAGAGGAGGAGCAGGAGGCCCGAGCAGAUGCACGUGAUAAUCCACACACUACGGUGGACCCUCAUGGCAUCAAAAAGGCCAAGGCCCGGAUCGUGCUGCUCGGAUACCAGCAUCCGGACUUGUUGAGAGAGGGGUUCAAUUCCAGUGCCCCCGUGCAAUCCGUUCUCACGAGGAACCUUGCCUACAUGCUGACCGUGACCAACGGAUGGCAGCUUGAGGGUUUGGACCUGUCAACAGCCUUCCUGCAAACAGCUCCUAAAGAAGACAUGCGCAUCUGGACACAAGGUGUGGCAGAGCUUCGUGAAGCUCUGGGCAUUGGCGACGACCAGCUGAUGCGCGUGCUAAAGGACUUCUAUGGCUCGACUACGGCGCCUCGAGGUCUUUGGCAAGAUCUACAUGCCAAGUUCACGGAGCUCGGCGCUACAAAGAUCAUGUCCGACCCUUGCAUGUGGAUAUGGUCGGAGCCAGUGGAGAAUCCGAGGAACGCGAUGGACCGCUAUAGGACCAUCGGCAUGAUGGGUGGCCACGUGGACGAUUUCAAUCGGGCCGGUGACCUUCAGAACCCCAAGUGGCUCGCCAUCCGAGCCGAAAUUGACAAGGCCUACAAGUGGGGCACGAUCAAGAAGGAUAACUACCGUCAUGCCGGCACGGAUGUGAUCUCCAGAAGGUCACAUGAGGGCGGCUACUCCAUCGAGGUGAACCAGGAUCAGUACAUCGAGGGGAUCCAGGACUUCGAGCUGGCGGCACAGUCUGGACGAGAUCCUGAGAGCCCACUAGAUGAUCGAGAAGUGUCUGCAUGUCGUGCAGCACUCGGGGCUCUGCAGUGGGCAGCAGUGCAAUCGCAGCCGCUGAUUUGUGCCAGAUGCAACCUCAUCCUCUCGGAUCUUUCACACGGACCCAAGUUCAGCUUAGCCCGGGAGAUCCAAGGCUUGAUUGUUGAGGUCCGUGCCAGCCCUCAAAGACUGAUGUUCAGGCCGCUGCCAGAUGUGAAGCACUGGCAAGAUGUACAUGUGAUCACUCUCGGUGACCAGGCUCAUGCGAACAGGCCCAAAGGGGGGUCUACAGGUGGCAUUCUCACCUUCCUCGGUGGUCCGGCUCAUGCGCGAGGUGAGCCAUCACAGCUAGUGCUUCUGGGAUGGAAAACUUGGAAGCUGCAGAGAGUCGCGAUAGGCUCUACGGACGCUGAAGUGCAAGCCAUGGUUGAAGCAGAGGACGUCAAUUUCAAGACACGUUUGACGUGGGCGGAGCUCAACAGCGCUACCGUCGAUAAGGGCUUCAACUUCUUAAAGGCUGCUGAGCGUGCAGCUUCUGCUGUUCCGGGAAUCCUUGGAACCGAUUCCAAGGGUGGCUAUGAUGCUGUGAUGCGGCAUGAAGGGCCUGAUCUUGGGCUGUCGAAUGCCAGAGCAGCCAUACAGGGUCACCAACUCAAGGAAGGGAUGAGACGAGUGAAGACACGUCUCAUCUGGCUUGCCAGUGAUUUCAAUUUGUCAGACGCCUUGACCAAGCGAUCCUCAGAAUGCCGUAAAAGCUUUGUACAGUUCCUACGUAACGGUAUUUGGAUGCUUAGGUUCAAUCCGAACUUCACUGUUUCGGCCAAGAAGGCCAAACAACAGGGCCUAGAUGCUGUGAGUCAACUUCGCAAAGCAACACAGGCGUCAAGAGCCAAGAAAGUUUUUGGACUGGUGCAACAUGUAUCUUUCAUGCUGGGUAACAUGUGA
Messenger RNA from Symbiodinium sp. CCMP2592, 7377 nucleotides. The record is from the annotation of a GenBank genome assembly. NCBI's taxonomy places the organism in Eukaryota, Dinophyceae, Suessiales, Symbiodiniaceae.